GUCCAAUUGAUAAACGCGACAAUAUACGCCACUUCCAACGCUCCCUCCCAAACCGCAGAAUACACGCUUCAAAGAGAAAGAAAAGAUGCAGUUCCCUACCACCGUCAUCGUGUCCCUCCUCAUCACAGUCGCGGCCUCUGCGCCCAUCGCUUCAAACUCUGCGCUACUGUCCCCCCUAUCUAUCUCCGCCCCAGCGCCGCUCAAGCAUGAAUCCGCUUCGCCAGCGGUGAACGUCACACCACAGUAGACAAUCCUGCACGAGCAAAGAAACAGAGGUUGGAAGAUGUAAUAUUGCGGGUGUUGGGCAGUUAACGGGCAUGAUUCUGGAGUAGAGGAGUGU
This is a messenger RNA of Periconia digitata, 340 nucleotides long. The record is from the annotation of a GenBank genome assembly. NCBI's taxonomy places the organism in Eukaryota, Fungi, Ascomycota, Dothideomycetes, Pleosporales, Periconiaceae.